AUGAGCGAAUGCCAUAACUCGUCGGACCGGAUCAAGGUGCGAGUGUGGGACGAGGACAACGACCUCAAGUCCAAACUCCGGCAGAAGCUGACGCGGGAGUCCGAUGACUUCCUCGGGCAGACCAUCAUCGAGGUCUCCGGGGUUCGGACGCUGUCGGGGGAGAUGGAGGUGUGGUACAAUUUGGAGAAACGGACGGACAAGAGCGCCGUGUCCGGUGCCAUCCGGCUGCACAUCAGCGUCGAGAUCAAGGGCGAGGAAAAGGUGGCGCCGUACCACGUGCAGUACACGUGCCUGCACGAGAACAUCUUCCACUCCCUGUGCGAGCAAAACGGCGGGGUGGUGAAGCUGCCGCAGUCGAAGGGGGACGAGGCGUGGAAGGUCUACUUCGAGGACCCGGCCGAGGAGAUCGUGGACGAGUUCGCCAUGCGAUACGGCGUGGAGUCCAUCUACCAGGCGAUGACGCACUUCCACUGCCUGAGCACAAAGUACCUGUGCGCCGGAGUGCCCGCGGUGAUGAGCACCCUCCUGGCGAACAUCAACGCCUUCUACGCUCACACCACCGCCACCUCGGCCGUCUCCGCCUCCGACCGAUUCGCAGCCUCCAACUUCGGAAAAGAGAAAUUCGUGAAGCUGCUGGACCAGCUGCACAACUCCUUGAGGAUCGAUCUCUCCAUGUACCGGAACAACUUCCCGGCUUCUUCCCCCGAGAAACUCACGGACCUCAAGGCCAUCGUGGAUCUUCUCACUUCCAUCACCUUCUUCCGGAUGAAGGUGCAAGAGCUGUCGAGCCCCCCGCGGGCGAGCCAGGUCCUCAACGACUGUGCCAAGGCCUGCCUCCGCGCCACCUACCAGUUCCUGUUCGAGAACUGCUACGAGCUGUACUCGAGGGAGUUCCAGGUGGACCCGAACGAGGGGAAGCGGACGAACGAGGCGGGGGAGCCGGAGACGGGUCCCCGGCUGGACAGCCUCGACUUCUGGCACAAACUCAUCGCGUUGAUCGUGUCCGUGAUCGAGGAGGACAAGAACUCGUACCAUCCCGUGCUGAACCAGUUCCCGCAGGAGUUCAACAUCGGACAGCUCUCGGCGGCCACCAUGUGGCAGCUGUUCGCGACGGACAUCAAGUACGCGAUGGAGGAGCACGAGAACCACCGGCUGUGCAAGAGCUCCGCGUACAUGAACCUCCACUUCAAGGCCAAGUGGCUCUACAACAACUACGUGAAGGACGUGCCGCCGUACAAGGGAUCCGUGCCGGAGUACCCCACUUGGUUCGAGCCGUUCGUGAUGCAAUGGUUGAACGAAAACGACGACGUGUCCCUGGAGUACCUCCACGGCGCCUUCACGAGGGACAAGAAAGACGGGUUUCCGCCGAGCAGCGAGCACGCCCUCUUCUCCAAUUCCGUGGUGGACGUGUUCACGCAACUGACGCAGUGCUUCGACGUGGUGUCGAAGCUGGAGUGCCCCGACCCGGAGAUCUGGAAGCGGUACAUGCGGCGCUUCGCGAAGACGGUCGUGAAGGUGCUCAUCGCCUACGCGGAGAUCGUGAAGCGGGAGUUCCGCGGCUACGUCGGCGACGAGAAGAAGGCGUGCAUCCUCAUGAACAACAUCCAGCAGCUGCGGGUGCAGCUGGAGAAGCUCUACGAGUCGAUGGGCGGGAAGGCCCUCGAGGAGGACGCCGCCUCCAUCCUCAACAAACUCCAGGACUCGCUCAACGGCGUCCUCGACGAACUCGCUCAUCUCUUCGCCGAAAGCCUGGAGGGCCGGAUCGCAGAGUCCAUGAAGGAGCUGGGGGAGCUGCUGCUGGCGGUGAAGCCGGGCGGAGGAGUGGGCGGAGUCGGCGGGAUCGGCGGCGGAGGCGCCCUGGGCGUGGGGGUGGGGAGGAACGCCGUGACCGCGGAUGCGGACGAGGUGCUUCGGCCGCUCAUGGAUCUCCUCGAUGGUGGGUCGACCUGCGGUUCCGUCGGCGGUUCUCGAUCUGGGGGCGAGGGGGUGCCGUGGGCGUCGGCGGCCUCUUUCGUUUGGCCCGUCGCCAAACGAAGGCGAGAAGGCCAAUCGUUAUUCGGGUAA
Darwinula stevensoni is the source of this 2064-nucleotide messenger RNA. NCBI's taxonomy places the organism in Eukaryota, Metazoa, Arthropoda, Ostracoda, Podocopida, Darwinulidae. The record is from the annotation of a GenBank genome assembly.